Molecule: messenger RNA, 1506 nt
Organism: Puccinia graminis f. sp. tritici CRL 75-36-700-3
Lineage: Eukaryota; Fungi; Basidiomycota; Pucciniomycetes; Pucciniales; Pucciniaceae
Exons: 3
Coding region: 1-1506 (501 amino acids)
Biological process (GO): regulation of transcription by RNA polymerase II
Cellular component (GO): nucleus
Source: RefSeq, a predicted model, not a curated record
AUGGAAAACACUUUGCCAAUGAUACAUGCCAAGCAUGAACUGUCUAUGCGUGAUAUCCUGAAGGAUCAGACUCAGCUUACGUUAUCUUUGAACGGCUGGACGGAUAACUCUGGUAACAGCAUUUAUGUGGUGAUGGUCCUUAAAGGUGCUAAACAAAAGUACUUUCUUGACGUACUAGAUCUUAACUCCAAGAGACAUACUGCCGAUAACAUUUUCUCAGCCCUCAAGGAAUCACUGAAGUCAAAGCAAGUUGGCUUGCAUCAAAUCUGUGCAUUGGUCACAGAUUCUCCAUCUGUUAUGAUCAAACUUCGGAGACUUGUGAAUGAAGCAAAUCCACAUAUUCUGAAGAUUCACUGCACCUUGCAUGUUUUCAACCUCAUCGCCAAGCAAACAGCCAGCCAUCCAUCCAUGGAUCGUGUAGUCAAGUCAAACAAAACCCUUGUUAACUACUUCACAACUUCGGUAUUCUGGCGCGAGCAUCUUGCUACAUGGCAAAAGGCCAACGAAGUAAAACACGGUCUACAAACUCUGUGUGAAACCCGUUGGUACUCGAUGGCUAAGGUCUGCUUGGGAAUUCAGUCACACGAACUUGGGUUUCGGAAAUGCCUAGAGUUACUUCAAGACCCUUUAGUCGAUACCCCUACAAUGUCAAAUUCAGUCAUCGAAAUCAUCGAGAAUCGGGAUCACUUCACCGCUAAUCAAACUCUAGUCAGCCUCUUAACGCCUGUUGUAGAUGCCAUCGGGUCCUUGGAACGGGCAGACACCACUCUUUCUGACAUCUGGAAAGAGCUUCUGAUUGCAUACAAGGCCAUCAGGGAUACGGAUGUCUACUCUCGCUUUGAGCCUUUCAAAAGGCACUGUCUUGAUACACUUGAAUCACAGACAAAAAUCUACCACGACGAUAUCUAUGUUGUUGCAUUUUUCCUCCACCCUAGCUACCGUCGCAUCACAGUCUCAAAGAAACACUCACUUCCGGAAGAAGUCAAUCAACCAUUAGAUUACUGGCUGAUGGUUCCUAAUACACCCGAGUCAAAUGCUUUGAAGAAAGUUGCCAUUGGUAUACUCGAAAUCGUUCCUCAUGCUGCCGGUGUUGAGGGCUUAUUCUCAACAAUGAGUGCAAUCAAGACAAAAGCUCGAAAUCGAAUGUCCCCAAAAACCUUAAAGAUGUUAGCUCAACUGAAGCUUCAUCUACUAGAAGGUGAUCGAUUACUAGCACCCCGACGACAAAGAAGACAAAAGAAUGCGACUCCCGAUUCUGAAUAUGAAAACAUGAGGAUCUAUGAUGCAUUUCUCACUCCGACUGAAUUGGAAGAAUUCGAAACUGGUGUUUUCACUGAAGAACAAAUGCAAGUCGUUGCUUCCCGGGAGAACGCCUUCAUGGACACCCUCUUUGAUUUCAACAUGUGGGAAAACCCACCUCAACCACCAGAUGAUGUUAUCAAUCUCGACGACAUCCAAGACAACCCCGCCGAUAUGAACUGGGACCCAGAGGAUCUUUGGGUCUGA